Molecule: messenger RNA, 1599 nt
Organism: Ctenopharyngodon idella (grass carp)
Lineage: Eukaryota; Metazoa; Chordata; Actinopteri; Cypriniformes; Xenocyprididae
Gene: zfand6
Product: zinc finger, AN1-type domain 6
Exons: 7
Coding region: 255-953 (232 amino acids)
Biological process (GO): protein targeting to peroxisome
Molecular function (GO): polyubiquitin modification-dependent protein binding; DNA binding; zinc ion binding
Source: RefSeq, a predicted model, not a curated record
UCACAAAUCAGACCGAAUUGACCUUUAAAUGAACUGUUCAAAUGAACCGAUUCGCUAAAACUAGAAGAACAUCGUGAUGCUCGUGGGCGUGUCUUACAGUACGCAGCCAAUAACGUUUCAGUGGGCGUGUACGUAACGCUUUCUAUUAUUACUCAAUGUGUUUUACGAUGUCCAGCUUUCAUUUAAACAUCAAGCGACGUUACGUAGAAGAUAAACAGUAGUGCUCACUAUAAACCAUUAUCCAGGAAAGGGAUAUGGCUCAGGAGACCAAUCAGACCCAAGUGCUUUGUUCUAAUGGUUGUGGGUUUUAUGGGAAUCCACGUAAUAACGGCAUGUGCUCGGUCUGCUACAAAGACUCCUUACAGCGGCGGAACAACAGCGGCAGAUCCAGUGAUCCAGUGUCUUCCAGCAUAAGCAGUAAAGGAGAAUCUAUGACUGUACAAUCGACGUCACAGCAUGAACAAAACAGUCAGUGUUUCUCAACACCAGCAGCAGUAGUUACACAUAAAGAUGGUGCUUCAGUAGCAGCUCAGUCAGGCCUGAAAAUGCCAGAAAAAGUAUCAUGCAGUAAACUGGAGAGAAACAUUCAGGAAUCCACCACGGAAAGGCUCCUUACAGCAGGUAGCUCUUCACUGGAGGAUGGCACAACGAGAGGAAAGAGAAAGCUAGAUGAAACUUCUGAACCCACAGAAACAAUAUCCGCCUCAGAAUUAGAUGUCUCAGAGCAGACAUCAGGUGUGCCAGAGCCAUCCAAACCCAAGAAGAACCGCUGCUUCACCUGCCGCAAGAAAGUGGGGCUCACUGGCUUUGACUGCCGGUGUGGACAGCUGUUUUGCAGCAUUCACCGAUACUCAGAUGUUCACAACUGUAGCUUUGAUUACAAGGCUGAUGCAGCUGAGAAAAUAAGGAAAGAAAACCCGCUUGUCGUUGGGGAGAAAAUCAAGAAGAUUUGAGCUGAAGACUGCAGAGAUGUUUUUUUUUGUUGUUGUUUUUUUUUACCCUCUUUUCCCACAAACACCCUUAACAAGACCUUGAAUUGUGCAUGCUACAAUGAAACAUUUACGCAAAUUUGUUUGGUCCCUUUGUUUCAUUUUACCUCUCAAAUUUAUUUACUUACAAAAUACUGUGGUAUGUAAACCACUUAAUAUUUAUAUAAUUGCAGUAAAAUCAUUUGCAUUACUAAAUGGGUUUUAGUUCUCAUAGGUUUGGGUGGCUGUGCAUUUCUGGUGAUGAACAAAGCUUGCAUGUUAAAAACAUUGCCAGAAUGUGUCUUCAAUUUUUUAUUUUAGUUCCUCUCAAUAAGGAUUGUAAGAAAGAAUAUGACAUCAUUUACUUAAUAUAAAAAAAGAUAUGUUUUAUCAAUUACUUGCUCCAUCCUUGAUUUAAAAAAAAUGAGGUUUAUAAGUGAUUACAAAUAUACAAAUUGUGUGUGACUGCGAUCUCUGGUUUAACAGAUUUUUUUUGCACUUCAUUACAGACUGUGAUUUACAUUUCUCCUAUAGUUCAUUUAUUCGAGUGAAUGAAAGUUACGAGUGAUAUUAUUUAUGUUUGUGAAUACACUGUGUUCAUGUUCAAUAAAGUUUUACACGUCACACUGUA